This is a messenger RNA of Drosophila mojavensis, 1403 nucleotides long. RefSeq lists its product as uncharacterized. Lineage: Eukaryota; Metazoa; Arthropoda; Insecta; Diptera; Drosophilidae. Gene Ontology annotation, biological process: regulation of transcription by RNA polymerase II. Gene Ontology annotation, molecular function: protein dimerization activity; RNA polymerase II cis-regulatory region sequence-specific DNA binding; DNA-binding transcription factor activity, RNA polymerase II-specific. The record is from RefSeq and is a predicted model, not a curated record. Bases 1 to 1284 code for a protein of 427 amino acids. The transcript is spliced from 2 exons.
AUGCCUUGGCCAAGGGUUGCAGCCACUCGCAAGCGCCGCCCCUCAAUGUCUGCUGUCGAUGGGGUGGGUUCUGUCUUCUUCUGCAUCUGCUACGGCUGUUGCUGCUCAUCAUUUCGGUGUGACACGUUGUGGAGUUCGGUCAUGGCCUGGCUACCGAGCAGCUCGAACGGCGCAGACAAUGCGGACGAGCGCAGCACAACCAGCCACUCCAGCUCUUCGUCCUCAGCAAACGGCAGGCGAGAGGAGAGCAACGGCAAUGUUAAUGGGACGUCACGUCAGCCGCCGGCGCUGUUACGUCAUGCCACGCCCUAUGUGCAGCCCAAGACGGAGUCGAUCUCGGACGGAGACGGUGACCUAUCGGACUUCUCGCUGAACGACACCGAGGAGGACGACGACGAUCUGCGCGACUAUAUUGUGCUCAACGGCAGCCAAGCGGACGCAAAUCGGUCCCUGUCCAACUCUCCACGCAGCGGAAACAAUGUCUUCGUCAACGGGCAUCUGGCUCCGCCUUCGAAUGGCGUCAACAGCAACAGCAACUCAAGCGGCACAGCCGUCGCUGGGCUGGGACUUGGCAAUGGUCAGGUGUCCGGCGGUGUCGGUGCGGGCGGCGUGCGAAAGGUGUUCACCAAUACGCGCGAGCGCUGGCGCCAACAGAACGUGUCAGGCGCCUUUGCGGAGCUGCGCAAGCUGGUGCCCACCCAUCCGCCGGACAAGAAGCUGUCGAAGAACGAGAUCCUGCGCUCGGCCAUCAAGUACAUCAAGUUAUUGACGGGCAUUCUCGAGUGGCAGCAGCUGCAGGCGCCGCACCUGGACGAGCCCAACAACAACGACAAUGCCAUGGCCAAUGGCCAUGCGCCCGAUGCACUGCGUCACAUCAAAUGUGAACGCUUCGACAAGGAGGCGCCGCAACGGGCCACCACGAACGAUCUCCUCAUGAUUGCCCCUGGCGCCCAUAUCAAAACGGAGCACAGCCAGCUGACCAGCUACGAUGAGACGGCCAGGACUGGCAGCGCAAUCGUCACUACAUCUGCAACGCUGACCGCGACGGCAGCUGCUGCUGUGGCGCCGUCCCCGCCCGUUGUUCUGCCAGCGAGUGCAGGAUCGUGUGCCUCUGGGGCGGCCACCCUCAAGCCCGCCACUGCCAACCGAGCGAGCAGCAAGCGACGCCUUAAGCCAGUAGCAGAGGCUCCAAAUUCCGAGCUAGGACACCACUCCAGCUCCAACCCGAACCCCAGUUCGCACCACACCCACAUCCACAGCCAGUCCAAACGCCGCAAGCCCUAACAUGUGACAUGUGACAUGGCAUGGGACCAUCACGAAAUGGAAUUGGGAUGCAUUAUAAAGUUAUAUCUUGUGUAAAGUAGUUAAAUAUAAAUUUAGAUCCCAAAUUAACGGCUAACGUA